Molecule: messenger RNA, 2751 nt
Organism: Sabethes cyaneus
Lineage: Eukaryota; Metazoa; Arthropoda; Insecta; Diptera; Culicidae
Gene: wit
Product: bone morphogenetic protein receptor type-2
Exons: 6
Coding region: 1-2676 (891 amino acids)
Biological process (GO): BMP signaling pathway; protein phosphorylation; cellular response to growth factor stimulus
Cellular component (GO): signaling receptor complex; plasma membrane
Molecular function (GO): transforming growth factor beta receptor activity; ATP binding
Source: RefSeq, a predicted model, not a curated record
AUGAAGGCGUUAGUUUUCCUAGUGAUGUUAUCAGUGCUAAGAUCUGUUCCAGUUGUUAACGGAACGCCCCUGAAAGUACGCAAUUGCUACCAAUAUGGAACUACUUCUACCACCAACACCGAACAGAUAAAUUCGGACAGUUCAGAUGAUUACGAUAGCUACGAUGAACCUGCGGAUCCGGCCGAAGGAACACAUUUCGAUAAAAAUACGUCGACUGUAGUUGCAUGUUCCCGUUAUGCGACAUUUUGUUACGCGUUGUGGACCUUCGAUAUUGCGAAGAACGCCACGAGAGUUGUUGUUCAAGGAUGCUGGGAACUAUCGGAUAAAAAGGAAACAUGCUUGAGUAACGAAUGCGUCAGUCACAAGGAGACUAGCAGCGGUCACUUUUUCUGUUGCUGCUCCGGGGACAAUUGUAACGGAAACUUUAGCUAUGCUUCAAUCCCAACAAUUUUCGAUAGUGUGGGCGCGGGUACUGAAAGCGAUUACACGCCGUUCGCCCCGUACACGUCCAUCUGGAGCUCUCCGUCGGUUUACAUCUGCUUUGCCCUGGUUGGAAUAAUUUUGAUGUCGAUCGUCGGAUUUCUGACGUGUCGCACCACUACGAAGGCAGUAUCGGAGUUGGCUCCGUUGGCACCUUCUGGACCAGGCUACAGUUCAAAUUUGUAUAAUGUGGACAAUUUGAAAUUGGUUUCAAUGAUUGGGCAGGGAAAAUACGGUACGGUUUGGAAAGGAAUCGUCAAUGAGCAGCACGUGGCUGUGAAGCUAUUUAGCGCUCAGCAUCGGCAGUAUUUUUUGAAUGAAAAGGAUAUUUAUACCGUCCCCCUGAUGGAAUCGCCGGCUCUACUGACAUAUUUUGGUUGCGAUGAACGACGCACCAUGGAUGAUCGCAUAGAGUAUCUCUUGGUACUGUCGUUGGCUCCGCUGGGGUGUCUGCAGGAUUGGCUCACUGACAAUAAGAUGGGUUUCGGCAUUUUUUGCAAAAUGGGGAAAUCAAUUGCGAACGGAUUAGCACAUUUACACACGGAAAUUCGUAAGGGAGAUUUGAUCAAGCCUUGCGUUUGUCAUCGGGAUCUCAACUCUAGAAAUGUGCUGGUCAAAGCGGAUUUGUCUUGCUGUAUUUGUGAUUUGGGCUUCGCUCUCAAAACGUUUGGACCUCGCUACGAGUGUCGAGGUGAGAUCGCCUUGGCAGAAACCAAAAGUAUCAAUGAGGUUGGAACGUUGCGUUACAUGGCACCAGAAGUUUUGGAGGGUGCUGUCAACCUUAGAGACUGCGAGUCGGCUUUAAAGCAAAUCGAUGUAUACUCUCUUGGUUUAGUACUAUGGGAGUUGGCGACAAGAUGUGAUGACUUCUAUCCAGACGAAAGCUUGACUCCGGAGUAUAAGGCACCUUACGAAGAGGAAAUCGGUACCAAUCCCAAUUUCGAGCAAAUGCAAGUUCUAGUGUCGAGAAAUAAAGCCCGACCCAGAUUCCCUAUCAACUAUGAAAACAGCGUUGCUGCAAAGGUUGUAAAAGAUACCUGUGAAGAUUGUUGGGAUCACGACGCUGAAGCUCGUUUAACGGCACUUUGCGUUCAAGAGCGUAUCCAGGAAAUUACCACGAUGAAUCCAAAGGCACAACUUCUUAAGGGACAGUCACCUCCACUGAGUACGACCAAUUUGAUUAUCACACCUCCAGCAACGCACACCAAAAUAAGCCCUACCGCUGUGUCGUUCAUGACACCGCCUAACCAGCGAAUCAUUCCUCAAGUUAAUUUCUACAACUGUGAUACCACAAUAGCUGCAACGGUUCCCUACCCAAAGAAAAUAAACAUUGCUAUCAAAUCGCGCGCAAAUACUAUGAAUGUCCCUAAACACAACAUAAACGAUGCUUACAUUCCGGACGAGGAGGACCGAUUCAAAUCAUUCACCAGCAGCGAGCAAUCGGAUGUGACAUUUCGAAAUCCACGUGCCCUUCCGAAACUGGAAAAUAACGACAUUCAGCACAAAAUAAAAGGCCUAAACAGUGUGAAGGCGAUGUUACAGAAAACUUUUCAGAAAUCAACUCCCUACGUCCAGCCGGACUGUGACGAUAAAUCUAAUCUAGUCGAAAAUACUUUUAAUUGUAAGACAAACCUUGAGAAUCCAAUCUCUGAGAUGGCGAAUGUAAAUUCGAAAAAUUCUCACAUUACUCUGAUCAAUGCAGCAGAUAAUGACAUUGAAAAACGGUCGGCCGAGCGGCCAAGUAAUUUAGAUCUCUCUUCGGGCAGUGUCGGGUGUUAUGAGAAUAAUUUAAUUCGAUCAUCGGCUAAUGGCAAAUCGAUGUUCAAAACUUUAACGGAUGAUUUCACUAGUCAGCCAUUCACCAUGGUGCAAUCUAGUUCUCAGAACCCAAAACUUCGAAUUGUCGUUUCGAAAUCGGCCAACGCGGUCAAGAAUCUGAAUACCAGUCGAACUAGUUUGAGUGACCAAAACAAUCAAAACGAUAGCAAAUACAUGAAACGCCAAAGAUCGUUGGAAGUGUUCCAUGAAGUCUUUGGACCCAAGGGUAGCAUCGAACGUCUGCGAAAUCCCAGCCAGAGGGUGAAAACACCAGGCGACGUACCGCCAUCGGUACGAAAAGUGCGAGCUUCAAAAACUCUCUCGUUGUACGACGAUCGGAUGAUGGAAGCCAGUAAACUAAUGGCUAAUUCUGUAUAGCACGAGGAGGUGCUUUUGCUGGAACUUUAAUGAAAAGACAGCGAGAGGAUAUUUCAACGGUACGGAUAGUGGAAA